AUGACAGACUACAAAUUGUGUGACAGCUGUAUAACAUUUGGUGAGGAAAUUAACGCAGGCACGUGGUGCUCAAAAUGUUCCGAAUGGAUAUGUGAAUCUUGCUCAAAAUACCACAAACGCUUCUUCCCUGAUCAUAAUCUAGUUACAAAAGACUUCUUCCAUGAUCAUAAUCUAGUUACAAAGGAAGAAUCAUAUGAACGAAUUCGAAGUACAUGCACACCACGGUUUCAAGUGCUAGGAUAUUGUGAUAUUCAUCCAACAGAAGAGAUUGUUAAGUUUUGCCGUAAUCAUGAUCAGGUUUUGUGUGAAACGUGCAUAAAAGUGUCUCAUGAAAAGUGUGACGCCGCAAUCAUGCCCAUUCACGAAGCGGCAGAAGGUGUCAAGCAAAGUACUGCCUGUGAAGACCUGGUGAGAAGAAUAGAUAAUAUUUUAAGCGUUACUUUUAAGAUAAAGGAAUCUUGCAUAAAUACUGGAAAAUCUAUAAAGGAACAAAAAGAACUUAUAGAUAAUGAAAUAGAAAAGAUAAAAAAAUCUUGUACUGAUCUUCUUGAUCAUUUAGAGAGAACUGUCAAAAAUGAGCUUAAUAAAAAAUAUGAAAAAGGAAGGAAUUUGUUAGAGCAAAAAGAGGUUAAAAUUACAGAAAUCAGUAAUUCAAUGAACGUAUUGAAAGAUGAAUUGUUAACAGAGAAGCAAAAUUCCACGGACUCCGAACUAUUUCAAGCUGUAAAAGGUUUUGAUUGCUUUACAAAUGAACAAGAGUCUAGAGUCAGAGAUAUAUAUGAAAAUUCGACGGACAUCAACCUAACAUUCGAAAAGUCCAACGUCAUUGACGACAGUAAAAGAAUAUUGCAGUCUUUUGGAAAAAUAAUUUACAAUGAAAAGAAAAGAAAAAACAAUGUCAAGCUCGAAAAGUUUGCACAAAGUCAAAUAGCCAAGCGUUAUAGUCGUGUAUCUAAAAGUUCUAGAAAACAAAAUCACGGGACACAAAGAAAUCAGGAGGUUAAGAAAGAAAAGACGGAAUUUUUGGCAAAUGUUAAUUGUACAUACAUGUGUUAUUUCAAAACAACACAUAUAGAAGAUCAGACCGAAGUACAAAACUGUUGUUUUAUAAACUUACCUAGAACACAAGCAUUAUCUAGAAAACAAGCAUGUCUUCUUUUGUCAUGCUACAUUGAUAAAUGUUUAUAUAUAUGCAAAAGAGACGGUUUUCUUCUCGAUAGAAUACUACUGGAGUAUAAGCCAACUGGUGUUACUGCGUUGAAUGAAGACUCUGCACUAGUGAUGCUAGGCUACGAAGGUAUACAAAUCAUAGAUCUUUCAACUCUAUUAUUGUCAACGCGAGUAAAGUUUGCGGGUGUUGGUAAAAAAAUUACAAGCUCGAAUGAAAACGUAUGGAUUGAUCAAAAUUUUGGAAUCAGUAAGAUAGACAUAGCCAACGGAAAAACUAUGAAGGAAAUACCUCUAGAAUUUAGUAUAGAAGAAAUGUGUCUGUCACCCAGUGGUGAAAUUUACCUUUCGGAAUGCCUCGGUCACAACAUAUAUCGAGUAACAUCUCAAGGAGAUGUACUUUUAUUUUAUGAACACCCUGACCUGAAACAUGCAGUAGGUAUUACAGUUGAUAACAAUUACGAUGUGUACGUGGCGGGAAAAAUGUCGCAUAACAUCCACAAGAUAUCUAACUCUGGUUUGUCAAGCAGAAUUAUAUUGAGUGGAAAGGAUGGUAUAUCUCAACCAACGGGUCUUUCAUACAACAAACAAACAAAUGAGCUUAUGAUUAUUAACGAGGGAAACACUUCUAUUAUUAUUUAUGAAAUCGAUUCCAAAAAAAUCGAUUCCCAUCCCCUUUCUUGA
Messenger RNA from Mytilus trossulus (common blue mussel), 1851 nucleotides. RefSeq lists its product as uncharacterized. NCBI's taxonomy places the organism in Eukaryota, Metazoa, Mollusca, Bivalvia, Mytilida, Mytilidae. The coding region runs from base 1 to 1851 and encodes 616 amino acids. The record is from RefSeq and is a predicted model, not a curated record. The transcript has a single exon. Gene Ontology annotation, molecular function: zinc ion binding.